CUUACAAAUUUCAUCAAGCAUACUCUAAAAAAAAAAAAAGUGAAAUCCCUGAUAAACUCUACUGUGCCCUUUGCAUGAGAUCUGAUGAUUCUGAUCUAUCAAAAAGUCUUACAUUUUCCAAAAAAAUUCCCACAAUCUGCGCGCAGAUUACAAAAUGAUUAAUGCUACAUUCUUAGUCCGUCAACUUUCAAAGAAGAGCACUUUGGUCUUUCUACAAAACCGUGUUCUGUUUGGCAGUGACUUCUGCUCUAGUUUUGUGAAUUUAAACUCAAGUAACUUAGCAGGGGAGAUUUCUUCCGCAUUCUUCAACCUCACAGCCAUAGAGACUCUAGACUUAUCAAAUAAUAAACUGACAGGGAUGGUGCCAGAAUUUUUAGCACAACUACCAAACUUGAAAGUCCUUAAUUUAUCUUGGAACAAGUUGGAAGGAAAAAUUCCCUUGCCUUUAAAGGAGAAGUCUAGUAAUGGAACUCUAAAACUAAGAUUGGAUGAAAAUCCAAACCUAUGCCUGACAGAUGCUUGUGAGAAAAACAAUCAUCCAAACCUAUGCCUAACAAAUGCUUGUGAAAAUAACAAGAAGAAGAAAGUUCUUGCGAUUGUUACUUCUGUUGUUUCAAUUGUAGCCCUUCUUAUCUUCUUGAGUGUUCUAGUCAUCGUUUGCAAAAUUAAAAGGAGAAGACAAAAAGGGGCCAAAUUAAAGGAGGAGUGGUCAAUGAAAUCGAAGAAUAGAACCUUUACUUACUCCCAGAUUUCUAACAUAACUUCAAAUUUCACAAUGGUUAUUGGAGAAGGAGGAUUUGGAAAAGUUUAUCUUGGCACCUUAAAUGAUGGCACUUAUGUUGCUGUUAAGGUUCUAUCAUCAUCAUCAAAGCAAGGCUAUAAGGAAUUCCAGGCAGAGGCACAAUUGUUAAUGAUACUUCAUCAUAAGAACCUAGUUUCACUCGUGGGAUACUGUGAUGAAGAUGACAACAAAGCUUUGGUUUAUGAAUACUUGGCCAAUGGAAACUUGAGACAGCAUUUAUCAGAUAAAAACACAAACAAUUUGAGCUGGAUUGAAAGACUUCAAAUUGCUAUUGAUGCUGCACAAGGAUUGGAGUAUCUACAUAAUGGUUGUAAACCACCAAUAGUCCAUAGAGAUUUGAAAACCCUCAACAUCUUAUUAAAUGAAAACAUGGAAGCCAAGAUAGCUGACUUCGGAUUAUCUAGAGCUUUUUCAACAGAAUCUGCUUCUCAUAUAUCAACUUGCCCUGCAGGAACACCUGGAUACCUAGCCCCCGAGUUUCAUGCAUCAGGAGUCAUUAACAAGAAAAGUGAUGUGUAUAGCUUUGGAAUAAUUCUACUAGAGUUGGUCAGUGGUCGACCUGUCAUAACAAGAGGUGAAGAAUACAAUAUAAGCAUAAUUGAGUGGAUUAAUCCUUUGAUUGAAAGAGUGGAUAUCCGAAGCAUCAUUGAUCCAAGGUUACAAGGUGAAUAUAAUGUCAAUGUAGCCUGGAAAACAGUGGAGAUAGCAAUGUCAUGUGUGUUGCCAAUUGGAAUCCAGAGGCCAGACAUGAGUCAUGUACUAUCAAAACUUAAAGAGUGUUUGGAUUUAGAAAUGGGUUCCAGAGAAACUCAGAGAAUACAGAACCAAAUGACUAGAUCAAGUAAUUCACUUGAAAUCAGUGUUCCUCUUCCUAGGUAGUUCAAUAGACAAUGCUUCAUGGAAUUGUAGAUGUAAUUCCUAAAGAUGAUCAAAUCAUAUAAUGAUUGAUAAGAUUGUAGAAUGAAGAGAAAUAAACGUGUAAAGCCCACAAAAGCUUUUGUAAUGUGGACUAGGGGGCAUAAAUGCAUCAUGAUGUG
Rubroshorea leprosula is the source of this 1839-nucleotide messenger RNA. The record is from the annotation of a GenBank genome assembly. Lineage: Eukaryota; Viridiplantae; Streptophyta; Magnoliopsida; Malvales; Dipterocarpaceae.